UCUGGUCAUACCCGGAGCCCUGACAGCCGGGUGCCCACUUCACAUGCCCAAGAAGCGCUGCGCUUUGUGAAUAGCCCUGUAGUCUUGUGGGACCUGUUACAUGUCUGCAGUCUCUGGUCAUCUCCUGUACUGUGUCCGCAGUCUCUGGUCAUCUCCUGUACUAUGUCCGCAGUCUCUGGUCAUCUCCUGUACUGUGUCCGCAGUCUUUGGUCUCCUCCUGUACUAUGUCUGCAGUCUCCGUCAUUUCCUGUACUAUGUCUGCAG
Molecule: messenger RNA, 264 nt
Organism: Staurois parvus
Lineage: Eukaryota; Metazoa; Chordata; Amphibia; Anura; Ranidae
Source: the annotation of a GenBank genome assembly